CUUGUGAAUUAAUUUUAGAUUUUGACGGUGACGAUCUAGUAGCGCAAGCAGCUAUUUUUUUUUACCGGCGGUUUUGAAACCUCUUCUACGGCUAUGACUUUUACUUUAUAUGAACUCGCGAUGCAACCAGAGAUUCAAAAUAAACUUAGGAAAGAAAUUCUUGACGCUCUCAACAAAGCUAAUGACAGUAUCACAUAUGACAUGGUAAUGUCGCUACCAUAUCUGGAUUUGGUGGUGUCCGAAACAUUGAGGUUAUAUCCGACAUUACCCUUCUUGGAGUGCAUAACAACAGAGACCUACAAGAUGCCGAAUUCCGAUCUGGUUCUCGAAAAAGGUACGCCGAUUUAUAUAUCGAUGCUCGGCAUGCAUUACGAUUCGGAAUACUUUCCCAAUCCGAAGAAAUACAAUCCAGAACGAUUCAGCGAAGAGAACAAACGUAAUAUAUCGUCAGGCGCCUAUUUCCCAUUUGGCGAAGGCCCGCGCCAAUGCAUAGGGGACCCCCUCGACUGUCUGUUUUAUCGACAAAAUUAUUAUGUUUGUACUUCUAGUUUUUCGUCGCAUUAAUUUGGCAGAAUUAAAAAUGCUUCUCUACAAUUGCAAUACGUACAUACAUACAUCAAUGAUUCGAGAAAGUUCCGAUUUCAUAUAAAAAACGAA
Messenger RNA from Nylanderia fulva, 657 nucleotides. Lineage: Eukaryota; Metazoa; Arthropoda; Insecta; Hymenoptera; Formicidae. The record is from RefSeq and is a predicted model, not a curated record.